AUGGGUUGUGUGUGUUGUUCUCUAAGUUCUUUUGUAUCGAUCGUGCUAGAUGCUCUCGAGAGAGUAUCACUAUGUACUGUAUGUGCUAUGCUGACUUGUUGCCUUAUGCUGACUUUGAUAACAGUGAUGGUUAUGGGCAUUGGAAUCGGGUUCCACUAUUGUUUUGUCCAAAAUUCAGUGGACGCAAUGGAAAAGGCUGCAGCCGCAGCAGGCGCUGUACGAUCAGGAAAUGCGAGAAAGUCUUUAGCAAGUGGGAAUGUUAUGCGUUCCGUCGAUAAAGCAGUGCAACGCGGUUUUGCCCACAGGCUGACUAGAAGGGAGGCCGACACACCGCCACUGUCUAAUAACGUUACAAAUUCAUCGUACGCCUUAGAUACCAAUUUAACAAGAACGAAUAUAACCCAAUCCAUCGAUUUUACAAGUACGAAUGUGUCUUUGUCUGCAUUGUAA
This is a messenger RNA of Pieris macdunnoughi, 450 nucleotides long. The record is from the annotation of a GenBank genome assembly. Lineage: Eukaryota; Metazoa; Arthropoda; Insecta; Lepidoptera; Pieridae.